Molecule: messenger RNA, 412 nt
Organism: Dimorphilus gyrociliatus
Lineage: Eukaryota; Metazoa; Annelida; Polychaeta; Dinophilidae
Source: the annotation of a GenBank genome assembly
UAUGGAGGGUAUUCAGGAGCCAACUCAAUGCAGAUAUUCUUGCCCGUAUGGAGUAGACGAUUGGGCAACAAAUUGGACAUCAUCAUUCCGACCAGUUUUUUUUGAACACACCCGCAUAGUAGCCUCCGCCAGAAGAAACGAACGCGAAAGAAAUCGUGUAAAACACAUCAAUUCAUCGUUUGCUGUCCUUAGGCAAAAACUACCAUCCUCCAGCGGAAAAAAGAGGAAAUUGAGCAAGGUCGACACUCUUAGAGGAGCAAUUGAUUAUAUUCGACAUUUACAAAAAUUAUUAAAAAAGACCGGCGGCGGGCACGUGGAAGAUGAAGACGAGACAGAAGAUGAUGAAGAUAUGAUUGACGACAAAGUAUCAGACGAACAAAAUAGAUCUAACAGUCCAAAAAAUGAGCGAUGA